AUGGCGCACCACCAACGACAUCAUCCCGGUGGCAGCUACCCCCCACCACUCUUCGUCGCAGAACUCGAUGGCAGCAUCCCACACACGUCGCCAGACGGCGCGCCCGUCUUUGAGAUGCCGGCAGAGCCAUCUCCGAAUAGCCAAGUCGACAGCCACAGCCAACCCAAGAAAUCGGAGCGACAGAACUCUGACACCCCAGCCCAGGCCAAUCCCUGGGCAUACUUUGGGCCAAGCGACGACAGCGCGUCCGUAGUCACGCCGACACCCACAAACCGACCACCGGCAGAGCGUCACGAUUCUGCAAGCAAUAGCGCCGCGGCGACGGCUACACAGACGGAGCAAGGUGGACGUCAAGGUCACGCAGGAUAUGGCUCAGAGACAAUGGUGCCCACCAUGACUGGCGAAUCGAGCAUCUCGGCAACCGACUAUCCAUCAAAUCUACGACCGGAGACUGUGAGCCCAGUCAGUCCCUCUGCUGGACCCAGUGCGUAUUUCCCACCGCCGUUGAAUAUCAACAAGCCAGCCCAGCCUCAGUCUCCACCACCGCAAGACACCACUUCGUGGAAGUACAAGCCAUACAAGCCAUAUUCGCCUGGGACGGAAGGCCAUGAUGCUUCACAACCUUCCCGAUACCAGGAUACCAGCAGCCCUUCCAAGGCAGGAGCAGCGACGGUGAAUAUGGUCUACAGACCGUAUCGUCGACCGUCCUUCAAGGAGCCGCCGCAGGAGGAGCAGAGACACUCUCCAUCAUCCCUAGGACAUACCUCUCCACGACCACAGCACGAGUCGUCAGUAGGCUCACCGGGUGCACAGCCGUGUUCUGAAGGCAUGGCGCCCCAUCAUAUAUAUAUGGCACCAACACCCCAAGCUCCAGAGCAUGAUCAACCAAGUCUGAGUCCGAGGCUUGGAGGGGCACCUUUUCAUGGGGUAUCUCCAGCCACGCCACCGCGGCCCAUGGAAAAUGUCUCGUGGCCUCAUCCGCAAGGUGUAGUGUCACCCGUGCCUUCUCAAUCACCCCCAGCAUCCUCCCCGAAACCUCCUGCAGAUGCCUACCAGCACUCUCUGUCGCCGACAUUCCCAGGUUCCGGCGCCGGCUCUCCAGGUCACAACUAUGCACAUUCGCCGCCGCCGCCGCCAUCUUCACAGUCGCCAUCAGCCCUGAACGCAGGCAGACGCACGCCCCAGCCAUACUCUAUUGCGGCGCCGGUGCCUGCUUCAUCAGCGAGCUCGCCACGACCAGAACACCAAACAUCUCAGUCAAGUCUGCCAGCAUCACCACAACCAUCCAAGUUCGCUACACUACCCGACGAACCCGCUCUUCCAAGCUCUCCACCACCAGCUUAUGCCGACAUUGCACCUUCUGGAUCAAGUACACAGCCCCCGGCAGACGUGAAGGCCUCCAUAUUCCCACAAGCGCCGUCAUCCUUCUCGGCACCGCAGACUCCACAUGGGCAUCAAUCCCCUCCGCCGCCGACACAUCCCACAUCUCAUCGGCCUUCGCCGCCCGUUAGCCAUGCAUCGUACGGAAGUGCGACCCCCCAACCACUCUCAGGCAGCUCACUUCAUCCGCCCCCGCCUCUGCCACCCAGACCAAGCUCUUCUGGCGGACCAGCGCGGCCAGUUCCUGGCUUCUCUGGGCAACCAGUGCCAGCGGCGUACCCCGCGCCUCCGAAAACGUAUUAUACGCCCCAACAUCAACCGCCCCCGGGAGGCUACUCACGACCGUCUACCGCCGGGACCAGCAAAUUGUUCGGAGGCUCGGCCAAAAAGUGGCUCGACAAGACUAAUAAGCUCGUGGAGAACAAGGUGGGCGAAAUCUUGCAGAACCACCCCGACCCGAAAUAUAGACCGCAACCCGGGCAGUAUGGGUACCAUGGGGGACAGUCAGGCUACGCGGGACCAGCGUCGUCUGGGUCAUAUGUUACGGGACAGCCAUAUCACGGGCCGCCUCAGACACAGGCACAGGCGCCUCAGGAGCACUACCCAACGCAGCCGCAAUACGCCCACCCUCAAGGUCCACCACCUCCCGGACCAAGGCCUUAG
This is a messenger RNA of Emericellopsis atlantica, 2043 nucleotides long. RefSeq lists its product as uncharacterized. The record is from RefSeq and is a predicted model, not a curated record. NCBI's taxonomy places the organism in Eukaryota, Fungi, Ascomycota, Sordariomycetes, Hypocreales, Bionectriaceae. The transcript has a single exon. The coding region runs from base 1 to 2043 and encodes 680 amino acids.